AUGCCUGGCAGCCCGUUCACGACUCCUGCCUUUCUGGACAAUGGCGAGUUCUUCAUGGAUCAGGGCAACGUCAUCCAGAUGAACUGGCCAAACGUCUUCCCCGGCUGGGAUUGGACUCGGCCCUGGCCGGGAGGCGACAUCGUCGACGGCCAUUCUGUGUAUCUCACAGUCGCGCCAGAGGUUCUCACGGACCCAGCAGUCGUGGUGGAUGCGACGACGGUGCUGUCUUCGUUGACGUUUGGCAUCCCCGACAGCAUGAUUUCCGGCGGAAAGGCGCUUCCCAUGGACCCUUCCUGGUACAUUUGCCGUCACGUCUUUAUCACGACGAAGCCUGAGGCGAAGAAGUCUGCUGAUGGGGGCGACGGCUGCGGCUUUCUUGAGCAGACUUGUCUGGACGACCUCGAGUCCAUUUUGAGCAACGACUGGGGAAAGACGGAUAACAACACCAUGUGCGCCCAGUUGGCUUUUGAUACAUUGCCCGAGAGCUGCGGCAGCUCAUUUGGAUACGCGCGUCAGGAUUCUUGGUAUGCCGAUAACACGGUGAUAGCGAACUCUGGCCUGGGACCUCUCGAGACGAGCCCCAGGGAGCAGCAGUACAGCUGGCGUAUUGGCACCGGGUAUCAUUCUCCCUAUGAUCCCAUUCCCUAUGAAAUCGCCGCCAACAGGACCUAUCUCGUGGCCACAGCCUGGGGCUAUAGCAAAAAGCUAGAUGCCAGUGCUAGGAAGACACCCAAAGUCACCUGGGCCUGCAUCUCGUCUGGAGACGCCUAUGUGCCUCCUCCUCCGCCGCCGCCGCCGCCGCCGCCGCCUUCGUCGACUACUACCACGACUCCCAGCAAGCCAACCUCAACUCCUACAGCAAUUUCCAGCACAGACGCCUACUACGAUGAUUUUACCGCUGGCUUGAAGCAGUGGACUACAUACGGUGACUCAUUCAGCUCAGAUUCUAGGCGGCUUAUUGCAGACUAUUCCCUUGGCGACAAAGCCUUGCUCAAAAGCAGCUACUCCAACUUCACGUUCGAAGCCGAAAUUACCUUGCCCGGUGACUCGGGCAAUGCAGGUCUCAUCUUUCGCGUCUCGAAUCCUAGCGAUGGUGCGGAUGCUUACAAGGGCUACUACGCCGGCAUCAGCACGGAGAACAACGUCGUUCUGGGACGUGCAUCCAAUGAUUGGACGCAAAUCAGCCUCGUUGACAUUGAUAUUGCGGCCAACAAGGCUCAUCAUCUCAAGGUCAAGGUCCGGGAGAACAAAAUCGACGUCUAUGUCAAUGACAUGACCAAAGCAUUGAUCAGCGCGACAGACAGCACUUAUACCAGUGGCAUGGACGGCGUGCGUCUCUAUGACACAGGCGCGACGUUUGACAAUGUGCAGAUCUUUCCGCUGGCCUUCAAAGAUGACUUCGCCUCGGGCUCGAUGGACAAGUGGAUUCACUAUGGAGGCGACUAUGCGACCAAGAAUGCCGCGCUAGUUGGCCAGGCGUCAUCUGGUGGCAAGGCGUUGAUCCGCAAUACGCUGUACAGCGACUUUGUUUACGAGGCGGACGUGACCAUCUGGGAUGAGAAUGGUGAUGCUGGGCUUGUCUUCCGGGCUUCCAGUCCGUAUGAUGGAACGGAUGGCUACUACGGCUAUUACGCUGGUUUCGGCAACGGCUAUAUUGUUUUGGGCCGUUCUGAUAACGGUUGGAAUGAGCUGGCCAAUAUCAGCGCAUCGAUCCAGCAUGGCACUGCUCACCAUAUUAUGGUGCGGGCCAGGCAGAGCUCUUUGUCCAUCUUUGUGGACGACAUGAACGAGCCGAAAAUUGAGACGGGGGAUGACACGUAUCUUACGGGCUUGAACGGCGUGAGGGUGUAUGGAACCAAGACGACGUUUGACAAUGUGGUCAUUUACACCAUGUAG
Trichoderma harzianum CBS 226.95 is the source of this 1896-nucleotide messenger RNA. RefSeq lists its product as hypothetical. The coding region runs from base 1 to 1896 and encodes 631 amino acids. The transcript has 3 exons. Lineage: Eukaryota; Fungi; Ascomycota; Sordariomycetes; Hypocreales; Hypocreaceae. The record is from RefSeq and is a predicted model, not a curated record. Gene Ontology annotation, molecular function: hydrolase activity.